Molecule: messenger RNA, 1558 nt
Organism: Salvia miltiorrhiza (redroot sage)
Lineage: Eukaryota; Viridiplantae; Streptophyta; Magnoliopsida; Lamiales; Lamiaceae
Product: protochlorophyllide reductase-like
Exons: 5
Coding region: 173-1366 (397 amino acids)
Molecular function (GO): protochlorophyllide reductase activity
Source: RefSeq, a predicted model, not a curated record
UGAUUGGACCGUUGUGGGAUACAUUCAUCCUUCAAUCCAAUCACCACCUUAUCCAUUCCCGCUUUAAUUUCCCCCCUUUUCACGACAGCAAUUUUUUAGACACAAAUCUCCCAUUUCGACGAAUUCAUCUGAUUUUUUCGAAUUCCAGAAGAAAUUGGAUACAAAUUUCUCUAUGGCUCUUCAAGCAGCUUCGUUGUUUCCCUCUACUCUCUGCAUUUCGAAAGAGAAUAAGGGAAUUGCAAUAAAAGAGACAUCUCUGUUUGGAGCUGCGCUGCCGGCAGGAAUUAAAGCCGAAUUUAGCCCAUCUUUUCACAAGCAAGAGUUGAGGAAAAAGCUAUCAAAUGGAGCAAUCAAGGCACAAACAGCAGCCACAGCUCCGGCCACAAACCAGGCAUCCUCGGAGAGGAAGAAAACCCUACGCAAGGGCAGCGUGAUCAUCACCGGUGCAUCGUCGGGGCUAGGCCUUGCCGCCGCCAAGUCCCUCGCCGAGACCGGGAAAUGGCACGUGAUCAUGGCGUGCCGGAACUUCCUCAAGGCCGAGCAGGCCGCAAAGUCGGCCGGCAUGGCCAAGGAGAACUACACCGUGAUGCACCUCGACCUCGCCUCCCUCGACAGCGUCCGUCAGUUUGUCGAGACCUUCCGCCGCUCGGAGAUGCCGUUGGACGCUCUAGUGUGCAAUGCCGCGAUUUAUCUCCCGACCGCCAAAGAGCCGACUUUCACGGCCGAAGGGUUCGAGCUGAGCGUCGGCACCAACCAUCUCGGCCAUUUCUUGCUCGCCCGGCUGCUCGUCCACGACUUCAAGAAGUCGGACUACCCGCUGAAGCGCCUCAUCAUCGUUGGCUCCAUUACAGGGAACGACAACACCUUGGCUGGGAAUGUGCCUCCGAAGGCGAAUCUCGGGGAUCUGAGGGGCCUGGCCGGAGGUCUGAACGGCGUCGGCAGCUCCUCCAUGAUCGAUGGUGGCGAGUUCGACGGAGCAAAGGCCUACAAAGACAGCAAGGUUUGCAACAUGCUGACGAUGCAGGAGUUCCACAGACGCUACCACGAAGAAACCGGCAUCAGCUUCGCCUCGCUCUACCCCGGCUGCAUAGCCGAGACCGCUCUGUUUAGGAACCACAUUCCUCUGUUCAGGAUUCUGUUCCCACCAUUUCAGAAGUACAUCACCAAGGGCUACGUCUCGGAAAAAGAAGCCGGAGACAGGCUUGCACAGGUGGUGAGCGAUCCGAGCCUGUCGAAGUCGGGGGUGUACUGGAGCUGGAACAGGACGUCGGCCUCGUUCGAGAACCAGCUGUCGAAAGAGGCGAGUGAUGCGGAGAAGGCGCGCAAGCUGUGGGAGGUGAGCGAGAAGCUCGUUGGGUUGGCUUGACGACUGUCUGAGGAGGUAUUUGGUUAAUGAAGUUUGAGGUUAAGAGAGAGAGCCUUGUAAAACAAAUGAGUUGAAACAAUCACAAUCAACAGAGUUUCAAAAAUGAAAAACCAAGUAUCACUUUUUUCAAAGGCAAUGGGGAAGUGCCUUUGAAAAUCUAUUUAUUUAAACAAAUAAAUGAGUUUUUUCAAA